AUGGGUCUGCUCCUGCCCCUGGUGCUCUGUGCCCUGGCUGUGGUCACUGGGGCUACAUCUCCCCCCGGGCCAGACCUGCCACCCAUCAAGCCAUCGCCUUUACUCUCCCGUGGCUGCAAUGACUCAGAUGUGCUGUCCUUUGCUGGUGUUGCCCUGGAGCACAUCAACAGGGACCGCAAGGAUGGCUACGUGCUGAGACUCAACCGAGUGAGCGAUGCCCGUGAACACAGGCAGGCAAGUGGUGGUACUUUGUAUUAUCUCACCCUGGACGUGCUAGAGACUGACUGCCACGUGCUCAGCAAGAAGCCUUGGAAGGAAUGUGAGGGGAGGCCACUGCAUGUAUCAGUUUAUGGUCAAUGCAAAGCAUUAUUAUACAUGCCCCAGACAACAAGAAUUCUCAAUACACGUGCUUAUAACUGUACUCUACGCCCAGUUUCUAGUAGAAAAAUUCACUCAAUGUGCCCUGACUGCCCCACGCUCCGCCCCAUUGACGUAUCAAAUCCUGAGGUUUUAGAAGCUGCCACUGAGUCUCUUGCAAAAUACAACAAUGAGAGCACCUCGAAGCAAUAUUCUCUGGUCAAAGUCACGAGAGCUUCUGCCCAGUGGGUGUAUGGGUUUUCCUACUCCGUGGAAUAUUUAAUCAAAGAGGAACCUUGUACCAAAUCCGAGGCCAGCUGCACACUUCAGUCUCCUAACUCAGAGCCUGUUGGUCUUUGCAUAGGUUCGCUGAGCCGAAAAUUAAGAAAAACUUUUGUCUCUGUGACUUGUGACUUCUUUGAAUCACAGGCUCCUGCUCCUGGCGGUGAAAACUCUGCUGUUAACCUGCCCAAGGUGGAAGAAUCCCAGGACAAAAAGGCAGCGCCCACUGAUGCCUCAUCCACAGCUGUGCCAAAAGGAUUUGUCCAAUACCUCUCUGACCCAGAGACCCAGGAAGGUGACCCCGUGGAAGACUUCCCUGUGCAUCUGGAUCUAACCACGAAUCACCAGCGAGAGAACUUGGGUACCUCCUUUCCCUUCAUGGGGCCUGUGAGGGAGACCCUGCCGGUGCUGCCUUUCCCCUCCAAAGAACAUCGCUCUUCUGAGUGCCCAGGACCAGCCGAGGACCCCAACCCUCUUCUUCUUCCUCCAUGA
Condylura cristata (star-nosed mole) is the source of this 1131-nucleotide messenger RNA. Its product is annotated as fetuin-B-like. Gene Ontology annotation, biological process: negative regulation of endopeptidase activity; binding of sperm to zona pellucida. NCBI's taxonomy places the organism in Eukaryota, Metazoa, Chordata, Mammalia, Eulipotyphla, Talpidae. Gene Ontology annotation, cellular component: extracellular region. Gene Ontology annotation, molecular function: cysteine-type endopeptidase inhibitor activity; metalloendopeptidase inhibitor activity. The transcript is spliced from 7 exons. The record is from RefSeq and is a predicted model, not a curated record. The coding region runs from base 1 to 1131 and encodes 376 amino acids.